GCGUUGCAUGCUGGGAUUUGAAGUCUUCCUGGAGGUGACUGAGAUGAAGUUAGAGCAUUACAUGGUGGAACCUGUAGUUUUCGCGAGCCUCUGAGCGACAAUGUGACCCAUUGUAUGAUGGGAAUUGUAGUCUUCAUGCGUCCCUUAGGUGUCACUGUGGGCUGUGCGAGGAGACGCAUGCGCAGUAGUGAUCACGGCGGCCGCCAGGGAUGAACCCGUUAAGAUUAUUUUUCAUUCCUGCGUGGACGCUUCGUGUGGUGACAUCACAGCGCAAGGCCGGUAGUGUCAGCGCGUGGCCCGCUCCUCUCUCCCUGCUGGCUCAUUGGCUUGUUGGUGCGUCGGUGGCUCGUUCCUCCUCCCUUUUCCAAGAUGGCGGCCAUGGGUGUAAACAAGGCUGGCCCCGGAGCGGGGCUCGAUGCCGGUCCCCGGCACAGCGGCAGGCGGGGGCCGGCUGGGGCUGCUGUGAAGGUUCUUGAGUGUGGAGUCUGUGAAGAUGUAUUUUCUUUGCAAGGUGAUAAAGUUCCCAGGCUGCUUUUGUGUGGUCAUACCGUCUGCCAUGACUGUCUUACUCGGCUUCCUCUCCAUGGUAGAGCAGUUCGCUGUCCUUUUGAUAGACAAGUUACUGAACUAGGAGAUUCAGGUGUCUGGGGCUUGAAAAAAAACUUUGCUUUGCUGGAGCUUUUGGAACGACUGCAGAAUGGCCCUGCUGGCCAAUGUGGGACAACAGAAGAAGCUAUUGGCCAGUCUGGAGAGAGCAUCAUUCGUUGUGAUGAAGAUGAAGCUCAUGUUGCAUCUGUAUACUGCACUGUUUGUGCCACUCACUUGUGUGCCGAGUGUUCACAGCUUACCCAUUCUACGAAGACAUUAGCAAAACAUAGGCGUGUACCUCUUGCUGAAAAACCUCAUGAGAAGACCCUGUGUUGCCAGCACCAGGUGCAUGCCAUUGAAUUUGUUUGUUUAGAAGAAGAUUGUCAGACCAGUCCCCUAAUGUGUUGUGUCUGCAAAGAAUAUGGAAAGCAUCAAGGUCAUAAGCAUUCUGUUUUGGAACCAGAAGCAAACCAGAUCCGUGCAUCCAUUUUAGACAUGGCACACUGUAUAAGAACCUUCACAGAAGAAAUCUCAGACUAUUCCAGAAAACUAGUUGGAAUUGUUCAACAAAUUGAAGGAGGAGAACAAAUAGUGGAAGAUGGAGUUGGAAUGGCCCACACAGAACAUGUCCCAGGUACUGCAGAAAAUGCCCGUUCAUGCGUCCGAGCCUAUUUUUCUGAUCUUCAUGAAACCCUUUGUCGCCAGGAAGAAAUGGCACUUAGUGUGGUUGACGCACAUGUGCGGGAGAAAUUGAUUUGGCUUAGACAACAACAAGAAGACAUGACUAUCCUGUUGUCACAGGUUUCAACUGCUUGUCUUCACUGUGAAAAGACUUUGCAGCAGGAUGACUGCAGAGUAGUGUUGGCUAAACAGGAGAUUACAAGGCUACUAGAAACAUUACAAAAACAGCAGCAGCAAUUUACAGAACUUGCAGAUCAUAUACAGCUGGAUGCUAGCAUUCCUGUCACUUUUACAAAGGACAACAGGGUACAUAUUGGACCAAAAAUGGAGAUUCGAGUUGUGACCCUAGGAUUAGACGGAGCUGGCAAAACAACUAUUUUGUUUAAGUUAAAGCAGGAUGAGUUCAUGCAACCUAUUCCAACAAUAGGUUUUAAUGUUGAAACUGUAGAAUAUAAAAAUCUGAAGUUUACUAUUUGGGAUGUAGGAGGGAAGCACAAGUUGAGGCCUUUGUGGAAGCAUUAUUACCUCAAUACACAAGCGGUGGUAUUUGUUGUCGAUAGCAGUCACAGAGACAGGGUUAGUGAAGCACACAGUGAACUUGCAAAGUUAUUAACAGAGAAAGAAUUGCGGGAUGCCUUGCUGCUGAUCUUUGCCAAUAAGCAGGAUGUAGCGGGGGCUCUUUCAGUAGAAGAAAUCACAGAAAUGCUGAGUCUCCAUAAACUCUGCUGUGGCCGUAGCUGGUAUAUUCAGGGCUGUGAUGCUCAAAGUGGCAUGGGACUAUAUGAAGGAUUGGACUGGCUUUCAAGGCAACUGGUGGCUGCAGGUGUACUGGAUGUGGCUUAAUUCAUGACAGUUGCAAAUUAAAUUUGUAAUUCACUUAUUUGUACGGGUUAGGAUAUUGUAACAAGGUCUGCAUUGUGAAGGUGGAGAUUUAUCUAGAGCUCUGGUUAUGGAAGAAAAUGUACGUGGCACCUGCUUAUCAAGGAUUGGGGAAUUGGUGCAGUAAACACUUGGUGCAAUUGCUACAGUUUUUAAAAUUUGGUAAUGCAACAGACUAUUAGGGUGGGCUGGCUGCUAAGAUGCCUAGAUUUUUAUUUUUUUGUGUGUGAAACUAGGUUGUUACUUCCAAUUUAAGCAAAGUUUUUCUGCUAAAACGUGUAUCUAAAUUUUCUAAAUUUCAGCAUAAGGGCACAGAAGUUACUUACUAUUACAAUAAAAUUCUUAUCCAAAAAGCAACUUCAAAAAAAAAAAAAAAAAACUCUUGAGCUAUUUAGAAAGCAACCAAAACUCUAGAUGCUCUUUGGUAACACAUGAUGCCACUUGUAGUACAUUUAAAAAAGCAUUAGCUUAAAUUUUGCUUUGAAAACUCCAUAUAGACACUACAAGAAGGAAAGUUAUUCCCCAGUCGUUUAUUUAUUAGCCUUAUUGCAUGCCUUGGGUUGUGGAUAGGACUAGAAAGUGGUAAGAACGUAGUAGUCUUCCUAGGACCUUGCAGAUUCAAUGGGUGUUGGCAUUGACUACCAUUAGUAAUAAAAGAUGCAGUUAAAUGAAAGCAAAGCAAAAUUAUACAUAUUGAAAUGUCAGCUUUCCAUUAAUAAUACAAAAUAUAUUGAUGGGAGUUCCUGUGCAUGCCCAAGGACAUUGUGUCUUUAGAGAUUAAACUUCAUCCUUAAAUCAAGUUAAGCUAAGAACUUCCUAAAGAAAGCAGUUGAAAUAUCAGCCCACCUAUAUAUUUUUACAUGAGUUAUGCUUCCAGAAAGAGGUAGCAGCUUUAAAAUAUUAAGUAACCUGCUGUAAAACCACUGCACACUUAAUAACUCUUACUUAGAACAGCCGAUGGUAAAAUCUGAUCUAAACUUUUAGUGUCUGAUUCAGAUUCUUUAUAUACUUGGAACUGUCACCAGUGCCUGUAUUCAAAGAUUAUUCA
Messenger RNA from Caretta caretta (loggerhead turtle), 3196 nucleotides. It is a transcript of the gene TRIM23, whose product is annotated as tripartite motif containing 23. The record is from RefSeq and is a predicted model, not a curated record. NCBI's taxonomy places the organism in Eukaryota, Metazoa, Chordata, Testudines, Cheloniidae. Gene Ontology annotation, molecular function: GTPase activity; GTP binding; zinc ion binding.